AUGGCUUUUCCCUUAAACCGCGUUAGAUCGGCUUCGCUAUUCUUCACUCUAACAUUCCUCUCCAUCUUCGCCGUAAAAUCACUCGCCGGAGAAUUACGACCGUCCGAUCAUGGCUUACAGUACCAAUUCACCUCACCACCGACUGAAUCUCAAUCUAACUCACCGCCGGGAAAUAUGAAGUCCUUCUUCGGAAACUCUCGUUCUUCACCUCCUCCUUCUCCUUCUGAUCAGCUCCUCCCUAAAGCUACGGCGGCAGACGGCAGUGACGGAGACGAUUCGUGGUGGCGAGACGGAGCUGGGAACAGAAGAGAUCACGUGAUGAGACACGUGUUUUUAGCUGCGAGUAUAAUCUGCGGUGUCUCCGGCGUUGCGCUUCUUGUGGUUUUCACUUUGGUUUACUUCUUUAGGUAUCGGAAACAUUAA
Molecule: messenger RNA, 423 nt
Organism: Arabis nemorensis
Lineage: Eukaryota; Viridiplantae; Streptophyta; Magnoliopsida; Brassicales; Brassicaceae
Source: the annotation of a GenBank genome assembly